Messenger RNA from Menidia menidia (Atlantic silverside), 2672 nucleotides. NCBI's taxonomy places the organism in Eukaryota, Metazoa, Chordata, Actinopteri, Atheriniformes, Atherinopsidae. The record is from the annotation of a GenBank genome assembly.
UGACGUGAAUGCAUAAUCGUUGUUCAAUUGAAACAAACAAACCCUUCACAAACUAAAUAUUCCAGUUGCUUGAAGACGGCAAUUUUUUUGGCACUGCUGUAUUUUUUUUUUACUUAAAAAAGACUGGAAAGGGGCAGACUAGCUGUUGUAAUACUCGGCCUCUGACCUUUUACCUCUGACUAUGUUUGUUCGAAGCCGUAAUGGACGGGAGACAUGACCCUCCUUGUAUUCCGCAGGCCGUCAGAAUUUGAACAAGCAGUUGUGUUUGUGCUCGGACGGCAAACGCUGAGGGUGGGCUGACACAACGUUUCGGGUGUGAUGGCGGCUGCAGAGUUGAUGACAGCGGAGCUGAAUCUGUAAGGGUGCGGCGCUGCCCUGACAGGCGCCAUGCAGCAGAAAGGCGCCAUCCAGAUUAUCGAAUGGGAGGACUUGGACAAGAGGAAGUUCUACUCCCUUGGGGUGUUCAUGACCCUGACCACCAGGGCCACGGUGUACCCAUUCAGCCUCAUCCGCACCCGCCUGCAGGUGCAGAAGGGGAAGAGCUUGUACUCCGGGACGUUCGACGCUUUCUGUAAGAUCCUGCGGGCGGAGGGGAUCAGGGGCCUGUACCGAGGCUUCCUGGUCAACACCUUCACCCUGGUGUCGGGUCAGGCGUACAUCACCACCUACGAGCUGGUGCGCAAGUACGUGUCCCAGUACUCUCCCAGCAACACGGUGAAGUCGGUGGUGGCCGGCGGAGCGGCGUCGCUGGUGGCUCAGACCAUCACCGUGCCCAUAGACGUGGUGUCCCAGCAGCUGAUGAUGCAGGGACAGGGGGAGCACCUGACGCGGUUUAAGGUCAAACCCAAAAUGAUGCUGGCAACCACCAAGCGCAGCAUGACUUUCGGGCAAACGCGGGACAUCACGGUGCAGAUCCUAGCAGCCGAUGGGUUUCGGGGCUUUUACAGGGGCUACGUGGCAUCGCUUCUCACCUACAUCCCCAACAGCGCACUGUGGUGGCCUUUUUAUCACUUUUAUGCAGAGCAGCUGUCUUUGUUGGCGCCCAGUGAGUGCCCACACCUGAUGCUGCAGGCUUUGGCGGGACCAAUGGCAGCAGCCACAGCCUCAACCAUCACAAACCCCAUGGAUGUGGAGGGACAGUCGUCCGUCACUGCGACGUUCAAGCAGCUGCUGGCCGAGGAGGGCGUCUGGAUCAUGACCAAGGGGCUGUCGGCCCGCAUCAUCUCCUCCACACCCACGUCGGUGCUCAUUGUGGUGGGAUACGAGACCCUGAAGAGGCUAAGCCUGCGUGCUGAGCUGGUUGAGUCCAGACACUGGUGAAAGACAAGAGGGGGGGGGGUCUGCUCCGAAGCCUGCCCGCUCUGCUCCGUGGCUGCAUCCACUUACCCUGUGUUCCAACGAAGGUUGGAUAUGGUCACGCUUGGGUGCUUCUUUGCAGAUUUUGGUACUGUCGUUUUCUGUUAGUGUGCAAUGUGUCAAAAUAAGCGGAGACUUGAUGGAUGUCCACUUAGUUUGACCCAAAAACUUUUCCUAAGCGACGGCAGAGAGCUCCUCCAAAUUCACAUCACUGAGAUCAUUGAACAGCUCUCCCAGAAUUUCUGGGAUUCAAUUUGUGUCCAGGAUAAAUAUGUGUUUAAUCAUGAUUGUAUGUAGGGAGAGUUUUCAAAGUGCCACGGUCUGAAUACAGAAAUGCCUUAUUUAUGUCCUCGAAAACAGCUCAAAGUUGAAAAUUGAGCUUGGUACUCUUGUGCAUUCCAGGAAAAGGCAGAGGCUAAACUGAAAUGAACCUCCCUCUGCUCGAUUCUUAAUGACAGUUAAGGUUCUAGUUUCAAACUUGUGAAAAUCAGGGAGUAUAAGCUGAAACAAAUAUGCCUGACCCAUCUAUCGUAACAGGUCAGUAAUUUGGGUCUCAAAGCCACUAACCCUGAUAAUGCUUCAACGCGGUAAAAGAAAGUGGAGCAAGACGACAGAAUAAGAAACGCUUAUAUAGCUUUUAGGGGAAGAUUCUUCAUAUUGAGCUGAUUUAAGAAGCUGUAGACAAAUCAAAGGAAAAGAGCCCAGAUUCAAAACAAAAAAGGUUUCCCUUUUUUUCCCCCCUUAUGGGCAACUUUAGCUGUUAACGAUUGAAUUCGGCAUUCAGAUGUCCGGGGAUCAAAUCUGCUGCCAUCUGGUUAUGAGGGGACAACGUUCUGUUUGGUUUGAGCUGCAUCCCACCAGCACACAAAAACAGCAGAACAGACUCACUGCCAGAAAAGACAUCCCAGUGGUCACACUGUGUGUACAGUUUUUUUGUUGUUUUAAAAAAAAAAAAACAGUCAGACUGUUCAGCAUCACUUAGAUGAUCAUGAGAGGUGAACCAAACAAUUUCUCCAAUUUCUUAAACUAACUGUAUGGAGGAACUCCAGAAUUUACCGGCAAUCUGUUGAUAAGGGUUUUAAGUAUUUUUAACACUGCAUGUGGAUGUUUGAUUGAAAAAAUAAAGAAGUCUGAAUGGUUCCAGUGUUUUGUGUUGUUGAACUAAGGCUGCCACACCUGUGCUCACACACUAGAUGGAGCACUUUUUCUUUAUUUUAUAGCCACAACUUCCUUUUUCCUAAACGUUUUUAUGCAUUCCACAUAAAAUGGCCGUAUAAUUUAAUGAAAUUCAAUUGACACUGUAGCCCUGAAAUAAA